Olea europaea var. sylvestris is the source of this 2926-nucleotide messenger RNA. Its product is annotated as J protein JJJ2-like. The record is from RefSeq and is a predicted model, not a curated record. NCBI's taxonomy places the organism in Eukaryota, Viridiplantae, Streptophyta, Magnoliopsida, Lamiales, Oleaceae. The transcript has a single exon. The coding region runs from base 1166 to 2074 and encodes 302 amino acids.
AAUUUGCUUCCAGUACGAGACGGUCCCGCCCGUCAUGUUCUUGUGGACUUGGGUAUCUUGGAAUCAAGAAAAUGAAAAAUAGCCCCAAAAAAUUCUCCGGUUUUGAGGGAUUGUUUGGGAUUAAUCUCAAAAUACAGGGGAACCCCAAAAAAGGGAAUUUAUAUAUAUUUCAUUGAAGAGGAUCUACAUCUUCGGCUCAAAUUCAUAGAAUCCUAGAAAAAAUCCUUAUCUGUAUACUCCGAAUUUUUACUGUAUUUUCUCGUCAUUUAUUUACAGCGAUCAAUGUUCUAGGUUUCUGCCUCUACGCAAUAUAAGAAUCAAAUUUCUUGGUUAAUUACUUAUAUUAUUAGGUAUUGGGUGCUUGUAAUGAUCUUAAUUUUUGUUUUGUCAUAUUGAUUUUGUUUAAUGAUUGUUGAAGUAAUCUGAGCUCGAUGGUCUUAAUUGCGAUACAUUGAAAAUCUUAUGAUCUUGCUAAUGAGCAGCAUCUGGGUGGUUUCCUUCUUUCUUUCUUUCUUUUUUUUUUUUUGAAAUAUCACUAUUAAUCCCGUUGGCAAUUCAUCUAAAUUAUAUAUUUUUGAAUCUUGAUUAAUUUGUUGAUUUUUUUUUUUUUUGACAAUUAAAAUGCUGAUUUAUGAUUGAUUUUUCAGUUUUAUCUGAGUUUCCAUGUGUUCUGUUAAUUAUUUUCUGCUAAUUGUCCUGGUUUAUAUACAUUUAUUUUUGUGAGUUGGGCUUUCAGUUUUCCAAAACACUGACUUUUAGAGCAUAAUUGGCUACGCUUGAGAAGUUACUUUCAUAACAUAUAUUUUUUUGUUAGCCAAACAUGCUCUCGUUAAUUGUUUCCUGCUAGUUCUCCUGGUUUAUGUGCAUUUGUUUUCGCAAGUCGGAGUUUUGAUUUUCUAGAACAUGGGUUUUAGAGCAUGUUUGGCUAAGCUUAAAAAGUUUACUUUCAAAAUAAGUGAAAUUUUGUAAUUAAAAGUAGAAAAAAGUAGCUUCCCAAACGUGUUUGGAAACAAGAAGUUAAAUAAGAAUAUAUUUUAACUUAUUUCUACGCUUAGCCAAGCAUUUGCCUAAGACUUGGAAUCUUGUAGUGUAGAAUGGCGAAACUCGCUACUGUUAAUAUUGUUUUCAUUGUGUUAGGUGGAGGGAAGAGAGAGUUUCGGAGUAGAUGGAGUGCAAUAGAGACGAGGCCGCAAGAGCAAAAGAAAUUGCUGAGAGGAAGUUUCUGGCUAAGGAUAUUAAGGGAGCUAAAAAUUUUGCUCUCAAGGCUCAGAACUUAUAUCCUGAGCUAGAGGAUAUUUCCCGAAUGGUUACAACCCUUGAUGUUUAUAUUUCUGCGGAGGAGAAAAUAAAUGGUGAAGGGAAUUGGUAUGGGAUUCUUGGUGUGAACCCUCAAGCUGAUGAUGAGAAAAUACGGAGAAAGUAUAGGAAACUGGCUCUUCUGCUUCAUCCUGAUAAGAACAACUCUCUCGGGGCUGAAGGAGCAUUUAAACUUGUGUCGGAAGCCUGGAGUUUGCUCUCGGAUAAAUACAAGAGAUUAGCGUAUGACCAGAGGUCCGGUGCGAAAUUCCAGCCGGGAAAUUGGGCGAAAAAUGGGUGUACAUCGACACCAUCCAAGCAGAAUGGAUUUUACAAAUUUGUGAGAACUUCAGCUUCACGAAUGAGGGUUUCAAAAGGUAAUUAUGUGAAGAAGGAUGCCUCCUCGUCUGUUCAUUCUCCACCUCAUAAGAAUGAAACCAAGCAACCAUCAUUUGGGGUCAAUAUUAAGAACUCGUCCAAUCACAGCAAUUCCCGGUGGACUCCUUUCUCUGAGACAACUAGUGCAUCUUCAGCUGUUCAAGCAGCACAUAUGGUUCAGCUGGCCUAUGGAAGAGUAAGAAAAGAACGUCAGAAAGCACAGGCUGCCACGAGAAGAGAAGAGGCGAGGAGAAGGAAAAAUCACUCCUCCAAAACAAGAAUUGAAGUUGAAUCUGGACACUCCAAUGCAGUGAAGGGAAGAAAAGGAGUCGAAUAUUGUUGUGCAAGCAAGUACAAAACGGAUCCAGUGAAUGGAGAAGGCGUGAGAGAAAGUACCUAAGAAAUUCAAUGAAGGAACUCAGCUACUGUGGUGAAAACUGCAGAUAGAAGAGAAGCUAAAAUAUAUACAAAACAAAAAAAGGAGUAAAAUAAAAUAAAAUAAAAGACGGUUCCAGCCGUGUUCUCAUGAUUUUGAGAAAGAUCAAAUGGUAAAUGGUUUCAGUUAUUAGGUGUGACUGCCUAUGAUGAUGAUGAUGAUGAUGAUGAAAUGCCUCCACAUUAUGUCAAAUGAUUUGUCCAAUCUCUUCAAGGGUCGGAUCAUCUGGCUUAAUUCAAAAGUCGACUGUUUCUUGAGCCGACUAAAAUGGCAUUGUUCUAUAAUUUCACAAACAUGCUAGUAUGUUAGAAUAGGUGGGAAGGAAAUGUUCACUUACUCUACACUCUCAUAAGACGUGAAGCCAUUCAUUAUUUCCUUGGAAGGGAGACGACUGGGCAUUGUACCAGAACUGGUCCCGUGAAUGGAAUGAACUCAGAGUCUCUGAAGAAAUGCACAAAUAUGAAAUAAUACAAGUAUUUGAAGAAUAUAAUGAGGGAUAUCCAAAUUGGGGGGGUGAUUGUCAGUCCAUUCUUUAAGGUUGCUGGCUUCAGAAUGGGUUUUCACCAGCAUUUGAAUCCGAAGGAAACAAAGAAUGGCCAGGCCGAAAAACACUUGGUUUCUCACAGGUCUUUCCCAUUUGCUCAUAGAACAAAUUAAGACCGUCUUGAUUUAUUUCAGCACGUAAAACGUAUGAGAUAGAAGGUUUAGAUUUAUUAUUUAUCCAGAUUUUCAUACAGUUGGCUGCAGUUAUUUUUAUACGAAUACUGAAUCAAGUUUGAAGAAUUUAGUCAUAAAGUGGUUUCAUUGUUUGUGGCA